Physcomitrium patens is the source of this 3007-nucleotide messenger RNA. NCBI's taxonomy places the organism in Eukaryota, Viridiplantae, Streptophyta, Bryopsida, Funariales, Funariaceae. The record is from RefSeq and is a predicted model, not a curated record.
GGACUUGAUAAUCUCGGGGUUAGUCAGCUUUGCCUGCCCUGUUGGCUUUUUUCCUUCGGCUCCUAGCUCCGUGCCUGUCACUUCACUCAGACCUCCUGACAAAUCUGCUGCUUCACAGACGGGAAGGUUCAGAAUUUGGUUGUGGGAGCCGUCUGUCUUCAGGAGGUUUGGGCGGUGCCGGGGAAGACUUCUGGAAGGCGGGACAAAGUAGCGGAAAGGGUGCUUCCAAUUUGGUUUGUCUGGAACCUCGUUUCGACGAUUGCGAUUUGUCAAGUGGAAGAAACCAUAUGGGUUUGUCAUGAUCGUCGACACUAUGGUUGGGUUUCUACCGACGAUUUAGCAUAGUUUGGGUUGCGGAUCUUUGUUGAAGUGCAUGGUAUUCUCGGUUGAGGUCGUUAAAGUUCCCAAGAUUGUAUCACUGUGCAAACAUCUGACGUUUUCUUUACACGCGGAGAGUUUUCGAAGAAGUUGCUAGCCUUUAGGGUUUGGCGACGGGGAGCCCAACCUAUUUCUUACAAUUUCUGGCUGGUUCUUACCAAGAAUUUAAUAAUAGAAAUCGUCUGUUCAAGUCACUCAUAUUUGGGAGGCAAAUUCCAGAUCCGGAACUCCCUCAGCAGUCCAAUCUGUUGGACUGCAUUAGUUUUUCAGGAUCUAAAUGCGUCGGGGUUCUUUUUGUUGAUAAUCACGGCUUUUCUGAACGUAAGCACGGUAUCAACUGCUUGUACACGCGCUAAUUAGCGGGUGUAUGUGCUUUAGUAAGGACCCCAGAGGAUACGUUGGCUAUAUUUGGGAUUGGAAUCUCUGGUGCGCAAAAUAUUGUCACUUAAGUCCUGAAGUCCUUGCGGGCGGAAGGCAUCAGAGUGCACGAGAGGCGCAAUUAAGGCGUGUAUAGCUCUCCGUUUCCAUCAGGAGGAUUUGUAUCUACAUUUGGAGUCAAACACCACUUCUCAAAGGCACGUACUGGAGAGGAUUGCUGCCACAAUCUAGGGGCGAAGUGAAAUAUAGCAAGCUCAUGAUUAUUGGACUUCACGACAUAGCAGGUGUUUUAUAUUGAGAUUUGUUGCGAAGGAACACAUGCGCAGGGGUUUUUACUUAGCUUCUUGUGAGGUGACUCUUCAAUAAUAUCCUCCUCGUCAAUAUCAACAUCACUAAAUCUUUUAAAUUUCAGGCCACAAUCUAGGUUGGAUUUGUUUUUUUGGUCUUGCAAAUUGAGGUCACCUUUUUGAGACUCUCAAGCGACGCAAGUGCCGAGUUGUAAUUUGAUCUCCCACGUUUGAGUCUGCAAGGUUUGUAGGGUUUCUGGAGGCGUAUGUUCCAAGGCACUUAUUUAAAGAAUUUGAGGUUCAGAGAAUCGCGCCCACACAUCUCAGUGUCUGAGAAGGUGUUUUGAGGUGGCUCAUUCCGUAGCGUAUACACCUUUACUUUUUUCUCGACCUCGGUCGAUUUAGGGUUGGGCGAUCGUGCUGCUUCAGGGCUCUGGUCUUGCAAAUUUAACACCACAUUCUUGACUAGGGAUAGUGAGGAUACUUUCCUCGACCCCCUUUGAGUAGCACUGCUUGGAACAUUUUAGAAUCUUGCUUCUAGUUUCUGCAUUGCUAGCAGCGAAUCAAUUUCAAGCGUUUCUUGAGGUUGUUUACUUCAACUAGUAAUGGAGAAGAGAAAAGCGCAGAUCCCUCUUGUGUGCCACGGACAUUCCCGUCCAAUUGUAGAUCUUUCGUAUAGUCCCAUCACUCCAGACGGGUUCUUUUUGGUCAGCGCCAGCAAAGAUGGGAAGCCAAUGCUCCGGAACGGUGAGACAGGCGAUUGGAUUGGAACCUUUGACGGCCAUAAAGGAGCUGUAUGGGCAGCAUGCCUUGACACUCCCGCAUUGCGCUGCGCUACUGCAUCAGCUGAUUUUAGCGCGAGGGUGUGGGAUGCUUUGACAGGGGAUGAACUAUAUUCAUUUGAACAUAAGCAUAUAGUUCGAACUUGCGCAUUUUCUGAGAGCACUACACACUUAUUGACAGGAGGUGCAGAGAAAGUUCUGCGAAUUUUUGAUCUGGGCAGGCCAGACGCACCUCCAACGCUUCUCGAAUGCUCUCCGGAGACUCCUAUCAGGGCAGCAGUUUGGCAUCACAGUGAUCAGACCAUUUUAAGCUCUUCAAAUGACAUUGGGGGUCUAAGAGUAUGGGAUGUGAGAACCAAGUCUGUGGUCCGGACUUUGGACACGAAAUCAUCCUGCACUAGUGUGGAGGUCAGCAGGGACGGUCGGUACAUCACCACAGCUCAUGGCAACACCGUGAAUUUUUGGGAUGCUAAUCACUUUGGGUUGGUAAAGAGCUACACUAUGCCCAGGCCGGUGGAAUCAGCAUCUCUCUUCCCCUCCAAAGGCAAGUUCAUUGCAGGCGGUGAUGAUAUGUGGGUUCGCCUCUUUGAUUUUGAUACCGGCGAUGAAAUUGAAUGCAAUAAAGGGCACCACGGUCCUGUGCACUGCGUUCGUUUCUCUCCAGGAGGAGAAUCUUAUGCAUCUGGCUCUGAGGAUGGCACUAUCCGUAUUUGGAAGACAGUGAAUGGAAGUCAGGAGGCCGAGGUGGGUGGUCUUGCUGAAGCUGCAGCAGGAAAUCAGAUAAAGGUCAGAGUCGACGAGGUUGCAAGGAAGGUGCAAGGCUUUCACAUUGCUCAAGAAGAUGGCUCACAGUUCUGAUAGCCAAACUCCUGCUAUGACUCCCAUCCUCACAUCCUAGUCAAGUUUUAUGACUAGGGUUCAAAGGAUUCUGCUUGUAGAGGAGCUUUCUUUCGGAGGCUGUGCACUAUGUUGUCUUCGCAGGAGAUCUACGAGACUGCCUUUGCUUGUAUUUGAAGAUCAUUUGCGUCACCGUUGCAUGUGCUAAGCGCAGUUUAGGGAUAGUAACCUUUAUACGGGCUGCUAGUCUGUGGUGCUUGUAUAUGCAGAAAUGACGGAUUGAUUUUGGAAGUCUUGCAGUUGAUCAAACCAUGGAAUAUAGAAGUUUCUUGCGACUUGACCAAA